Molecule: messenger RNA, 1000 nt
Organism: Centruroides sculpturatus (bark scorpion)
Lineage: Eukaryota; Metazoa; Arthropoda; Arachnida; Scorpiones; Buthidae
Product: beta-1,4-galactosyltransferase 1-like
Exons: 4
Coding region: 56-1000 (314 amino acids)
Biological process (GO): carbohydrate metabolic process; glycosphingolipid biosynthetic process
Molecular function (GO): N-acetyl-beta-glucosaminyl-derivative 4-beta-N-acetylgalactosaminyltransferase activity
Source: RefSeq, a predicted model, not a curated record
CCAAGGUGUCGAAUGGGUCGUGUUGUUUGAGACGUGCCUUCUAUCUAAAGACAUCAUGCAGGUGGUGAGAGUGCGUGUUCCUCUAGCUAGACCGCUAGUCAGAUUCACGCUGAAGAGGGCUAUACGUAUGAUGCCGUCAGUUUUAUUACUCAUGUUCGUUUUCUCUUUAAUUUUCGUGACACUGAUGCAAAUAGCAGUGAUCCAUGCCAACAGAAGAGCUCACUACAUUCAUAGACACGAAUUGAACUUAACGUCGCCUUUGACAUCCCAGCCACAAUCUCAUCAACAGACUGAGGUUAGAAAACCACAGAUUCCUGUAGUAGCCCGAGUGACUAAGCCUCUAACAAAGAAGCCGGAAACAUUAAGAGUUGAGGCACUAUUGGAUCGAAAUGCUCCUUCGGUCGAAACUAAUAUUCUAUUAUUACAAAGUCGGGUAAAUACGGCACGCUUGAAACAGGUCUUGAGAUCUGUCAGAACGUUAGGAAACAACGCAACAACGCGUGGAAGUGCAAUAGUGUCAACAAUGUCAAGAAAACCAUUAUGUCCUGCUGUGCCCACAGGUUUAUUAGGUAGGAUAAAAGUUGACUUGAGGCCUCGCCUACUCUCUCAAAUUCAAAAAAUAACUAAAUUGAACAUUCCAUUAAAAGAAGGAGAGUUAAAAACACCAAUAAACUGCACAUCUAGGCAUCGCGUUGCUGUUAUCAUCCCCUUCAGGGAUCGUCUUGUUCAUCUUGCCAUUCUUCUAUAUACUCUUCACCCUAUUUUACAACGUCAGUUACUGGAAUAUAAAGUUUACGUUAUAGAACAGUACGGGGAAGAUACUUUUAAUAAAGGUGUUUUAAUGAAUGCCGGAGUUAAAGAAGCUCUUAGAGAAUUCGACUUCCACUGUUUUGUCUUCCAUGACGUUGAUCUCAUUCCUGAAGAUGACAGAAACUUUUACAGUUGUCCAGAACAUCCGCGUCACAUGUCUGUCGCCGUUGAUAAGUUUAAUUACACGUAA